UGCAGCGAGCGUGUCGUGCUGCUAUAGGCAUGGGACCUCGGCAUGGCAAAGAAUUGCCAGUCAAAGGCCCAGUGCUUUCGGCUGAAUUCCACUCCACGCACACGAUACUGCACACCGACGGGCUGCUGCCGCCUACGAUAAAUACGCUAGGCAAAUGCAUGACCUUGCGUUUUGACAUCCACGGCAACUCGGCGUACGAAGAAGUGACCCGCAACGACAUCCUCACCACCAUUCGAAUCGCCGCCACCAGCGUCGCCUGUGAGGCGAAUGAUCCCGACGGCACUCGGGCGCCAGUUCACGUCAUGUCCACAUCCCCUCAACGUCGAAGCAAACCCCAUUCCCGCAUCCGACAAGUCGGGGACACUGCCGUGGAAAUCCCGACCGUCCACAUGCGGGACAUUCGCAAACUGGACAAAAUGUUUUCGACCUCCAACGAACCGUCCAUCACGGUGCGCCAGCAAGCGAUCCUCGUCAACUGCGACCCCGUGCGAGCCGUGAUCAUGCGCGACUGCUGCUUUGUGUUUUUACCUGACGGCACCGACAGUUUGAUUGCGCAUCUGAAGUCCAACUUCAAACUGCACAUUGCCGACGCCUCGGCUUUCGAAUUCGCGUACAAUCACACCAUAUACGCGUUGGAGGCGAUUUUGGCCACGAUUUGCUGCAUCUUUUCGACGCAGUGCAAACAGGUGAUUCCACUGGGGCGGUCCGCCCUCGAGAAAAUGACCAAAGACGAGUCCAUGAGCGAACUGGAAAGCUUGCGGUCCAUCAAGAAUUCCAUGAGUGUGCUCGAGUCGCAACUGGGCGGCAUGCGGCGGUUGCUUAUGACGUUGCUCGAAAACGAAGCGGACUUGCACAUGAUGUACUUGACCAAGCUUUGCGAAGACCCCAAGCUGGCGCAAGACUUGUUCUACAUUGACACGGAAGAUGUCGAGUCUAUUUUGGAGCUGUACUUGCAGGUACUAACAAGUAAAUAUAAUAUCGACUGCAUGAUCGACACUCGACGGGUCCGGAUGUAGGAAAUCUUCAGCUCCCAAACCCGUGUGGCGCUGAUGGCGCAGAACAUUGUCAACACGGAGAGCAUCGUGAUGCUCAAACUCGACUCAAAGCGGAACUUUCUGCUGAGCGUGGACCUCAGCCUGACGCUCUUGGGCACGCUGAUUGCCAUGCCCACGUUUAUCGUGGGCGCGUUCGGCAUGAACUUGAACUCGCACAUCCAGGACACAGAAUACGUGUUUUGGGUCGUGUUUGCCCUGUGCGGGCUGUUCAUCCUCGUCGGCUACGUUGUCGUUGUCAAGUACCUCAAGCAACAAGGCAUCAACAUGUCGUGGACAUACUAAUCAUACCGGUAUACUACUAUUACUAC
Aphanomyces astaci is the source of this 1363-nucleotide messenger RNA. RefSeq lists its product as hypothetical. The record is from RefSeq and is a predicted model, not a curated record. The transcript has 7 exons. Gene Ontology annotation, molecular function: magnesium ion transmembrane transporter activity. The coding region runs from base 30 to 1016 and encodes 328 amino acids. Gene Ontology annotation, biological process: magnesium ion transport. NCBI's taxonomy places the organism in Eukaryota, Oomycota, Saprolegniomycetes, Saprolegniales, Verrucalvaceae.